This is a messenger RNA of Aedes albopictus (Asian tiger mosquito), 1500 nucleotides long. RefSeq names its product titin. Gene Ontology annotation, cellular component: chitin-based extracellular matrix. The record is from RefSeq and is a predicted model, not a curated record. The transcript has 3 exons. Bases 301 to 1302 code for a protein of 333 amino acids. Gene Ontology annotation, molecular function: structural constituent of chitin-based larval cuticle. NCBI's taxonomy places the organism in Eukaryota, Metazoa, Arthropoda, Insecta, Diptera, Culicidae.
CCAAGCCGCAGCUGCUUAUUUGUUUUCGGAAAGUCUCGACGAGCGGAUCUACAGCAGCAGCAGCAGGCGCGGGAAUCACUUUCGCUUUCCUCGCCGCUAGUGUGUGUUACCUACCUAGGUACCUCCGAACGUACCGGAGUAGCAAGGAUAGCUGCCCAUCAGCACGGACUGACCACCGAACCGGGUUCGUCGCGUGUGGAUUGAAGUUCUUUUGUUGUGCAAGUGAUAGUGCGCUGAAAUAUCUGGAGCGGUGUCAACCAGUGAACUUUGAGCAGGACGAGGUCAGAAGGCUUAACGAGCAUGAAGAACAUGUUAUUACUGGUUCCCCUCGUGGGCCUCAUAUCGCUAGCAACCGCCCAGUACGGUCCGGCUCCGCCCCGGAUCAACAUCCCCGGUGCCAUCCCGCUGCCCGUAGUACGUGGCAUACCGAUCCGCGAGGAACGAGUGCUUCCCCCACAACCCCAGGUCCUUCGCGUGCGCCGGCCGGGCCCCGGUCCGAUCCGCACCUUGAUUCCCAACACGAUCCAAAUAUCCACUCCCAAGUUCCUCGAGCCGGAAGCGAAACCCGUUACCGAAGACCACGAAGAACACGAACUCUCCCAACCCUUCAUUCCAAUUAUCCACUCCUCCCCCGCCCCUCCCCAGCACUCCAUCCCCGAUGAUCAUGACGAACAACGUGACAUUCAACAGAACACCCUUUCCCGCUUCAACUCACAGGAGAACCGACCUGCGCCGAUUCCGCGUGCCCAGAUCCCGGAGCGAUUCUUCGCCACCGACAAGGACGUUCCCUCCAACGCCCAGCGGUUCGCCAUAACCUCGGAACGACCGGUCGCUCCAGCCCCAGUCGCCAAGCAGUACCGUCCGGCGCCCCAGCAGGUCAUCUCGCGACCGGCCCCCGUCCGUCACCAGCAGCCACAACAGCACUACGACGAAGACCGGCCACACAGCAGCCGGCAGCAGCAGGAGGACGAACGUCGCCGCAAGCCGGUCGCGCAGAUCCUGCGCAAGUGGCGCGAAGAACACGAGGACGGUUCCAUCACCUGGGGCUUCGAGAAUGACGACGGCUCGUUCAAGGAGGAAACCAUCGGAAUCGACUGCGUCACCCGCGGAAGCUACGGCUACAUCGACCCCGAUGGCGAGAAGCGUGAAUUCACGUACGAAACUGGCAUCAAGUGCGAUCCCAACAAGCGCGACGAGGAAGAUGAGGAAGAAUUGGAAGAGGAGCUGCAAUACAAAAAUGUCCCCUCGAAGGCAAAACGGCCACAGCCACAGCAGCAGCAACAGCAAUACUAUAGAAAUUAAGCCUUAGACCGUUAACAUUAGGGGCUGUGUGUGUGUCCGAAAACAGCGCAGGAGAUUUCUCAAUAGGAAGAAGAAGAACAAAGCCAACACAGUAUCGUCAGAUUGAAUUGCGUUCUCAGCUGUAUCUUCGUCAUUAGGAUUGUAUUUAUUUUACACUUACGACAUAAGGAUUCUAAUAAAGAGAAAAGACGUUCCAAA